Messenger RNA from Leptinotarsa decemlineata (Colorado potato beetle), 1248 nucleotides. RefSeq names its product TP53-regulated inhibitor of apoptosis 1. Gene Ontology annotation, cellular component: cytosol; nucleus; mitochondrial intermembrane space. Gene Ontology annotation, biological process: phospholipid translocation. Gene Ontology annotation, molecular function: phosphatidic acid transfer activity. The record is from RefSeq and is a predicted model, not a curated record. NCBI's taxonomy places the organism in Eukaryota, Metazoa, Arthropoda, Insecta, Coleoptera, Chrysomelidae.
UACAUUCAAUGUCACAUGUCAUUAGUUUGAGGUUACUUUAUCGAUUAAAAGUGGUUUUUCAAAAUUUUGAUCCUUUACUCAAUAGUGAUCAGUUAACAUUCCAAACUGACGAUACCAAAGUCUGCGGUGUAAAACGUAUUCCUUUUGAAUAACUUGCAUUUAUUUUCUAUAGAUUUGCUGUCAACAUAAUGAAUAGCAUUGGAGAGGCUUGUAAUGAUUUGAAAAAAGAAUAUGAUGCUUGCUUCAACACCUGGUUCUCAGAUCACUUUCUGAAAGGAAAUACAAACGACUCAAUGUGUGCUCCUUUAUUCAAAGUGUAUCAGCAGUGCGUCAAAAAAGCUAUGAAGGAUCAGAAAAUAGAUUUGCAAGAGGUGAAUAAAGAUGUCUUAGGGACAGAUGAUGAGAAGAAGCAACCUCAGAAGUCAUGAUAUACACAGUCAAAACCCAGCGGAGUACUGCCAUCUACAAAUCUGAUCAAUACACAGGGACCUACAUUAUUAUAAGCAUUGCUUAUGGUUCGCACAAUAUGAAAGCACCAGAAUAACAAUCACACGGUCCACUUCACCAAGAAUGAUGAGCUGAAGAAGGAAUAUCAAAAAGCCAAGUACAUUUUAUUUUGAAGAUGUUUUAACUCAAAUGAAAAAUCCAGUCAACAAUUGAAAUGGUUUUCUGUAUUAGAGAAAAUAUUUUUCAACACAUUUUCCUAGAUAUACAUUUUAAGCCUUGGACAAAGUUUGCUGUUUAAUAUUUCUAGCUGUUUUUAUCUGAAUCACAACAAUUAGGAUUGCAUUUAUCAUUGUGUAUUAAAGUAUAUCAUACUUGCAUAAAAAUGUAUAACUUGUUUAUUUUUGUCUCAAUGCUCUGAACAAAUACAUAUUUGCGACCCAUAUGUAACUGUGACCAACAUAAGUUUUAAACAUACUUUCACCAAAUACUUAUAGUUAGUAGCAAAACCUAAUUUAAGUAUUGAUGACUUCUAAUGUAAUAAUUUGUAAGUCUCACUAGACAUGUACUGUUUUUGAAUUGAAAUGAUACAAAAAUUCAAAGACUUCACAGCAACUUAUAAAUUUUCCCAGUGUUGGUGGUCCAGAUAUAUUUUCCACAUAGCACGAAUCACCAUUCACAUGUUUAAUGAAUUACAAAUUUUUAAAAUUAGAAUAUAUCUAGUGUAGAUUAUGAAUGUUUUAUGUAUUUUAUUUCACUUGAGUACCUGAAUAUUGUUGAAUAAAACAAAUUAAGAAAAACUAA